Molecule: messenger RNA, 546 nt
Organism: Lathyrus sativus (Indian pea)
Lineage: Eukaryota; Viridiplantae; Streptophyta; Magnoliopsida; Fabales; Fabaceae
Source: the annotation of a GenBank genome assembly
AUGUUACCCAUUAUCAUCUUCUUCCUUGUUUGUGCUCAUCAGUAUUGUACUGCAGAGGCACAGUCAUCGUCUCCCGACGACUUAAUGGAAACUUUAUGGGACCUGUCGUCAGUUGGUGUAAUUCUUGAAGGCGUCAUUGCAACAAUUCUCUUAGUUUUCAUCUUUGUAUGGCUCCUAAACCGUUUCAGAUCCUCACAAAACAACUUAGAAGAGACACCGAAUUCUGAAAAUGACAUUGGUAUAAAUCCUCAACUUCUUCAAACUUUCCCAAUCUUAUUGUACUCUUCCAUUACCAAACAUCUUAAAGAAGGUGAUGAAGGUCCUCUACCAUGUGCUGUGUGUCUUUCUGACUUCAAUGACAAUGACACUGUUCGUGUUUUACCUCAAUGCAAACAUUUCUUUCAUCCUUCAUGUAUUGAUGCUUGGCUUUCUUCACAUGUCACUUGUCCUGUUUGUCGUACUGAGCUCAACGAUCAACAUUCCUUUCAGUUGGCCAUUUCUGUCGACACACAAAUCAAUGGUCGUUGUGGAAUUGAAAGGGUAUAG